Messenger RNA from Hyalella azteca, 1223 nucleotides. RefSeq names its product replication protein A 32 kDa subunit-A (gene RPA2). Gene Ontology annotation, cellular component: nucleus; chromosome, telomeric region; DNA replication factor A complex. Bases 150 to 950 code for a protein of 266 amino acids. NCBI's taxonomy places the organism in Eukaryota, Metazoa, Arthropoda, Malacostraca, Amphipoda, Hyalellidae. Gene Ontology annotation, biological process: double-strand break repair via homologous recombination; nucleotide-excision repair; DNA replication. Gene Ontology annotation, molecular function: DNA binding. The transcript is spliced from 7 exons. The record is from RefSeq and is a predicted model, not a curated record.
UCCUUGUUCCGUUCUUCGUCUUGGACUGAAGCGGGAAGAUUGGAGUUCGACCCGAACCUGCUAACAAUUGAAGAUCGAGGUUCGCUUUUUGAGAAACCGAAACUUCGGCAUCUAAUUUUGUUCAAUUUUAUUCGUAUAUAUACUUCACAAUGUGGGGCAAUAAUGAAGGCUUUGGUGGAGACUUUGAUGGAGGGGCUGAUGCUGGUGGAGGUGGCGGAUUUAUGAACACAACCUCCCAGUUUGGGACUCCAGGUGGUGCUAAAAAGGAGCGUCGCACACAGAACAUCUUGUCUACCACCAUCAGGACUAUACAGGAAUGCCAAGAGGAUACGUUUACUGUUGAUGGGAUGGAGAUUAACAUGGUGUGCUUGGUUGGAAUCAUCCGCAGUGUGGACAUCAGCAGCACUAAGAUCUCUUACGUCUUGCACGACCACACAGGCCUCAUAGAUGUUCUCAGAUACCCUGAUGGAGAUGCCGAAGAAACAAAUGCAAAUGAGGCCCUAGCAGAGGGUGUGUAUGCCAAGGUCUACGGUCCAGUGAGAUCCCACCAGGAGAAGCGACACAUCAUCGGCUUCCGUGUUGAACAAAUUGAGGACCCGAAUUGGAUUACCACUCACAUCUUAGAAGUUAUUCAUCAGAACCUCAAGUUGAAGAAAUUGGCAGAUGGCUCCAUGGGCAACGGUAACGUUCCAAUUCUCGCCAACUCGUCUAUCAUGAGCGGUCCAUCGGUGCCGGGAGGCAGCGGCAACUCAGACAAGGAUCUCGUGUAUUCCAUUAUUGCCAGGGGCGCAAACUCUGACAUCGGCAUGAGCAAGAUGGCCAUCAAAUCUGCGUUGCAGGGCAGGCUCACCGGCGACAAAGUCGAUCGGCUGAUGGAAGAGCUGUCGUCAGACGGCAGCAUCUACACCACCGUGGACGACGAACACUUCAUGGCCAUCGAGUCGAACUGAUUACUCCUAAUCCUUCAUCAUUGAAUAAUCGGCAACUUAUUCCUUUGUGAUUUAUUAUGAGCUAAUUUGUUCAAGAUUCGCACUGUGUUUUCGGUGAUCAAUUAGGAUUGCCUUGACUGUUCUAAGUUUUCCAGGAUGAAUCCGUUUUCUAUUUUUCUAAAUGAUUUCCUUAACUACCAUCUAAUUAGGCAAACGUAUACAGCAAAACUUUAGGAUGAAUUAAACUAUGAAGCGACAUUCAAAUUAUACGUUUUUAAUAAAAGAACAAAUGAA